UUAAAUCCCCCUUCCUCACUCUCACUCUUCAUUCAAUCCAAUACUUCGAAAGUUUCUGCCUUUUUCAGUGUUCCAAUCAAAUGGGUUUAGAGGCUCUUAAUUCCCCAACAACUGCUACUGCUCCUUUUCACUUCCAGGAUACUACCAAUCUACACUGCCUGGACUCCAUCACCAAACGGAAACGUACCAAGCGACCGCGAGUUCCCACCGAGGAAGAAUACCUCGCUCUCUGCCUUAUCAUGCUAGCACGCGACCAUGCUCCCGCGCCCGUCUCGACUGACAAAAAACAUACCUACAACUGCAGCGUUUGCAACAAGGUGUUUCAUUCUUACCAGGCUUUGGGUGGCCACAAAGCCAGCCACCGUAAAGGCAACGCCAACGAGGAGCAGUUAUCAACGUCAAUGACCACAUCUACUCCUGCCGGUGGAGUUACGUACUCGACCGCGUCGAACCCGAGUGGAAGGUCCCAUGAGUGUUCGAUAUGCCACAAAAGAUUCCCGUCAGGCCAGGCCUUGGGAGGCCACAAGCGACGCCACUAUGAAGGCGGGGCUGUGAAAAGCGGUAGCGGCGUGACGACAUCUGAAGGAGUGGGAUCAACCUCGACAAAUACCGUGAGCCACGGCAGCCAACGAGGUUUUGAUCUGAACCUCCCGGCUUUUCCGGAAUUCUCACCGGUUAAUUUCUUUGGCUCCGGGGGUGAUGAUGAAGUGGAAAGCCCACACCCUACUAAGAAACCGUGUCUGUUGAUCCGGAUGCCAUCCAAAAUUGAAGUCAACUAAGCUUUAGGCCAGAUUCGAUGUAUUCUUUUUUGUACAUAGCUCAUGGACGAUUCAUCAAUUAUCUCAACUAAAAUAAGCUU
Molecule: messenger RNA, 859 nt
Organism: Hibiscus syriacus
Lineage: Eukaryota; Viridiplantae; Streptophyta; Magnoliopsida; Malvales; Malvaceae
Product: zinc finger protein ZAT10-like
Exons: 2
Coding region: 81-779 (232 amino acids)
Molecular function (GO): DNA-binding transcription factor activity
Source: RefSeq, a predicted model, not a curated record